Molecule: messenger RNA, 216 nt
Organism: Thlaspi arvense
Lineage: Eukaryota; Viridiplantae; Streptophyta; Magnoliopsida; Brassicales; Brassicaceae
Source: the annotation of a GenBank genome assembly
AUGGCGGUGGCAGCCUUCGGAAAGCUAAACCUCAAGGGUCCUCCUCCGGUUUGGGGAUCUCGCAGCGUUGAUUGCUUUGAGAAGCUCGAACAAAUCGGCGAAGGAACUUACGGGUCUACUUCUCAAAUUCUUCCUCUUUUACUUGAAUCCAAUUCAAUUUCGUUGCGUAAUCAAAAGGGCUUUAUUCUCGGGGUAAUUGAUUCUCCUGUGGCUUGA